AGGGAGGGGGCGGCGCGCAGGUCCCGCCUCCCCUGGCCACGUGCACGCACACGCCCACCGCGGCUAGGCUGGAGGAGCGCGGGCGAGUGUGAGCGCGGGCGAGUGUGAGCGCGAGUGUGCGCACGCCGCGGGAGCCACUCUGCCCUCUCCUCGCACCCUGCACAGGGCAUCUCGAGAGCCUGGAAACGUGAACAGGCUUAAAGUAUGGCAUGUUGCGAAGAUGGUUUCUGUCCAGAAGGUACCCGCGAUUGCGCUGUGCUCCGGGGUCAGCCUCGCCCUCCUGCGUGUCCUGUGCCUGGCGACUUGUUUAAACGAAUUCCCAGGACAGAACUCAAAGGACGAGAAAUUGUGCCCGGAAAAUUUUACCCGCAUCCUGGACAGUUUGCUGGAUGGUUAUGACAACAGGCUGCGUCCUGGAUUUGGGGGUCCUGUUACAGAAGUGAAAACUGACAUAUAUGUCACCAGCUUUGGACCCGUUUCUGAUGUUGAAAUGGAAUACACAAUGGAUGUGUUCUUCAGACAGACAUGGAUUGACAAAAGACUAAAAUAUGAUGGCCCCAUUGAAAUUUUGAGGUUGAACAAUAUGAUGGUCACCAAAGUUUGGACCCCUGAUACUUUCUUCAGGAAUGGAAAGAAAUCUGUAUCACAUAAUAUGACAGCUCCAAAUAAACUUUUUAGAAUUAUGAGAAAUGGCACUAUUUUAUACACAAUGAGACUCACCAUAAGUGCGGAGUGUCCCAUGAGACUGGUGGAUUUUCCUAUGGAUGGUCAUGCCUGCCCUUUGAAAUUUGGGAGUUAUGCGUAUCCCAAGAGUGAGAUGAUAUAUACUUGGACUAAAGGCCCCGAAAAGUCAGUGGAGGUGCCAAAGGAGUCUUCUAGCUUAGUGCAAUACGACCUAAUUGGGCAGACUGUAUCAAGUGAGACAAUCAAAUCUAUUACAGGUGAAUAUAUUGUGAUGACGGUUUACUUCCACCUCAGACGGAAGAUGGGCUAUUUUAUGAUUCAGACGUAUAUCCCAUGCAUUAUGACAGUGAUCCUUUCUCAAGUUUCCUUCUGGAUAAAUAAAGAAUCUGUUCCAGCUAGAACUGUAUUUGGAAUAACCACGGUCCUCACCAUGACGACCCUAAGCAUCAGUGCUCGGCAUUCCUUGCCCAAAGUGUCCUAUGCCACUGCCAUGGAUUGGUUCAUAGCUGUCUGCUUUGCUUUUGUAUUUUCUGCUCUUAUUGAGUUUGCUGCUGUCAACUAUUUCACCAACAUCCAAAUGCAAAAAGCCAAGAAAAAGACUUCAAAGCCUCCUCCAGACAUCCCGGCUGCUCCUGUGCAGAGAGAGAAACAUGCUGAAGCAUCUGUCCAGACAGGAGCCUAACUUGACUGUUCUCUGGGAGGCUUCAGUCAGCAACGGAUCCAGACAGAUGAUGAGACUUGCAGCCAAGCAUGGGGAAGAAUUCUGGGGGUCCUGUGGAACUGUUGGGAGAAAAAUGGAAGGACAUGGAGGGGACAGGAGCCUCAUAAGAAGACCAACAGAGACAACUAACCCAGUCAUGCAUGAUCUGGACCUAGGGCCCCUGCACACAUUCCUUUUUUUAUUUUAUAAAUAUUUUUUAUUCACUUUACAUUCUUUGCUACCCUCCCUUCUUCCCUUUACCCCCUUCUUCAAAAAAGGGGAGCUCCCUUUCCCACCUACCACAGCUCAUCAAGUUGCAUUGAGACUGAGCAUGUCCUCUUCCCCUGUGGCCUGGCAAGGCAGUCCUGCCAGGGGGAAGUGAUAAAAAAAGAUGUUAAGUGAGUAUUAAGUGAUGCAGUCCCCACUUCCCUUACUAGAAGACUCACACGAAGCCUUAGCUGCCCAUCUGCUAUAUCUUUGUAGGAGGCCUAGGUUGAGUUCAUGAUAGUCCCUGGUUGAUGCUUCAGUCUCAGAAAGCCCCUCUGGGCCCUAGUUAGUUGGCGCUGUUGGUCUUCUUGUGGAGUUUCUGUCACCUCCAGUUCUUUUUCUCUUUCCUCCCACUUUUCCAGAAGACUCCCUAUGCAUUGUCUGAUGUUUGGCUGUGAGUCUUAGCAUCUGUUUUGAAGUGCUGCUGGGUAAAGCCUCUCAGAGAACAACUCUGUCAGGUUACUGUGUGAAACUUAGCAGAGUAUUUUUCAUAGUGUCAGGGAUUGGCAUUCUCCAGUAGGAUGGGUCUUUGGUUGGCCAGGCAUCGGUUGGGCAUUCCCUCAAACUCUGUUCUAUCUUUAUCCCUGUACAUUUGGUAGGCAGGGUAUAUUUGGGGUUAUAUUUGGGUGGGUUGGUGUUCCCCUCUCCUUAACAGGAGAAGAGUCUAAUUAGGUGGUGUCCUUUUCAGUCUCUAUGGCCUCUCCUACUGGAGUCUCGACUUGAGUACCCCUCAUAUUCUCCCUGGAGCCUACCUGACUUAGGACUCCAGCUUGUUACACAGAUACCUCCACACUCACUUUUCUCAAAAGGCCUUCUGUCCUCUUGCUCUUGCUCUCCCCACAUCUGACCUUCACAGUUAACUCUUUGUGCCCCCUUUCCUACCUUGUUAACAAUGUUCAGCCAUUACCUCUGUCUAUUCUAUCUUCCCUUGCUAGUGAGACUUAUACAUCCUCAUUUGCAUCAUCCACAUUACUUAUCUUCUUGGGGUCUGUGCCUCAUAGUAUGUUUAUCCUGUACCAGAUGGCUAAAAUCCACUUAUAAGUGAGUACAUACCAUGUGCAUCUUUCUGAGUCUGGGUUACCUCACUCAGGAUGAUCUUUUCUAGUUCUUUCCAUUAGCCUGCAAAUUUCAUGAUUUCUUUGUUUUUAGUAGCGAGUAGCAUUCCAUUGUGUACAUGUGCCACAGUUUCAUUGCCCAAUCUUUGGGUGAGGAACAUCUAGGUUGUUUCCAGAUUCUGGCUAUUGUGAAUAAAGCUGCUAUGAGCACAGUUGAGCAAGUAUCCUCGUUGUAUGGUGAAUUGCCUGUGUAUACAUACGUCAGGAGAAGGCUAGCUGGGUCUUCAGGAAAAGCUAUUCCCAAUUUUCUGUGAAAGUACCAGAUUGAUUUUCAAAGUGAUUGUGCAAGUUUACACUCCCACCAGCAAAGGAAGAAUGUUCUCCUUUCUUCAUACCCUUGCCAGCAUGUGUUAUAGCUUGAGUUUGUUUUCCUAUUUUUCCUUUGAUUUUUUUUUUUAUUUACUACAAUUUAUUCACCUUGUAUCCUGGCUGUGGCUCACUCCAUAAGCUCCUCCCAACACACCUUCUCUCCCUCUUCUCUUCCUAUGUCCCUCCCCUAGACCACUGAUAGGGAAGGUCCUCCUUCUCUUCCAUCUGACCCUAGGCUAUCAGGUCUCAUCAGGACUGGCUGCAUUGUCUUCCUCUGUGUCUGGGUAAGGCUGCACCCACCAGGGAGAGGUGAUCAAAGAGCCAGCCACUGAGUUCAUGUCAGAGACAGCCCCUGUUCCCCUUAUUAGGGAACACUUGGAGACUGAGCUGCUAUGGGCUACAUCUGUGAAGGGGUUCUAGGUUAUCUCCAUGAGUAGUCCUUGGUUGGAACAUCAGUCUCAGAAAGCUAUUCUUACCUGUUUGAGUUGGAACCUCAGAGUGGUUUUGACGUGCAUUUCUCUGAUUACUAAGGAUGUUGAACAUUUCUUUAAGUGAUUCCCUACCAUUUGAAAUUCCUCUGUUGAGAAUUAUCUGUUUAGUUCUGUGUGCCAUUUUUUUUUAAUAAUUGGGUCAUUUUGUUUAUUGGUGUUGGAUUUCUUGAGUUCAUUGUAUAUUUUGAAUAUUAGUCCUUUAUCAGAUGUAGGUGAAGAUCUUUACCCAGUCUAUAGACUGUCGUUUCAUUCUAUUUGUAGUGUCCUUUGCCUUACAGAAGAUUUUCAGUUUCAAGAGGUCCCAUUUAUUAAUUGUUGAUCUUACAACCUGAACUGUUAGUGUUCUGUUCAGGAAGUUGUCUCCUGUGCUGAUGAGUUUGAGACUCUUCCCCACUUUCUCUUCUAAUAGACUUAGUGUAUCUGGUGUUAUUUUGAGGUCUUUGAUGCACUUACAUUUGAAUUUUGUGCAGGUAGUUAAACAUGUAUCUACUUGCGUUAUUCUACAUGUAGACAUUCAGUUAGACCAGCAACAUCUGUUGAAGAUGCUGCCUUUUUCUGUUGUAUGGUUUUCACUCCUUUGUCAGGAAUCAAGUGACCAUAAGUAUGUGGUUUUAUUUCUGCAUAUUUUAUUCAAGUCCAUUGAUAAACCCAGUCUAUUCAUAUGCCAGUACUAUGCAGUUUUUAUUACUAUUGCUCUGUUGUAUAACUUGAAGUCUGGGAUGUUGAUAUCUCCAGAAGUUCACAAAAAAAAAAAAAAAUCACAUGACCAUCUCAUUAGAUGCAGAAAAAGCCUUUGACAAAAUCCAACACCGUUUCAUGAUUAAAGUCGUGGAGAGGUCAGGAAUAUUAGGCUCUUACCUAAAUAUAAUAAAGGUUAUAUACAGGAAGCUGAUUGCCAACAUCAAAUUAAAUACAAAGAAUCUCAAAGCAAUUCUGCUAAAAUCAGGGACACUACAAGGUUGCCCACUCUCUCCAUACCUUGUCAGUAUAGUACUUGAAGUUCUACCUAGAGCAAGAAGACAACUAAAGGAGAUCAAGGGGAUACAAAUUGAGAAGGAAUAAAUCUAAGUAUCACUAUUUGCAUAUGAUAUGAUUGUGUACAUAAGCAACCCCCAAAAUUCCACUAGAGAACUUCUACAACUGAUAAAAACCUUCAACAAGGUGGCUGGACACAAGAUUGAUUUAAAAAAAUCAGUAAUCCAUUGUGCACAAACAACCAACAGGCUGAGAAAGAAAUUGGGAAAACUAUACUCUUCACAAUAGCCACAAUUAAUAUAAAAUAUCUUCGUGUAACUCUAACCAAGCUAGUGAAAGAUCUGUAUGACAAGAACUUCAAGUCUUGAAGAAAGACAUAAAAGAAGAUACCAGAAUAUGGAAUGAUGUCCAAUCUCGUGGAUUGGUAGGAUUAUAUAAUUAAAAAUAGCCAUAUUACCAAAGGCAGUCUACAGAUUCAAUGCAAUCCCCAUCAAAAUACCAACACAUUUCUUUACAGACCUUGGAAAACAAUUCUAAAUUUCAUAUGGAAUAACAAACAAAAACCAGACUAGCUAAAACAAUCCUAUAUAAUAAAAGAACAUCUAUUACUGUUUACUGUUUUGUACUGUUUACUGUUUUGAGGGAUACGUACUUUACAUAAAAUGUGUUUGAGCUCCUCAUCCGUAAAAGACCUUUGAGCUUAAUGAGUUUAAUGAUACUUGGUUCAAAGGUUUUAUAUAUAUAUAUAUAUAUAUAUAUAUAUAUAUGUGUGUGUGUGUGUGUGUGUGUGUGUGUGUGUGUUUUGUAUCCCAGCUAUAGCCCCACCCUGGUACCUUCUCAAUUCUGGCCCCCUUCCUCCCUCAUCUCCUCCCAUGCCCCUUCCACAGUCCACUGAUAGUGGAGGACCUCUUCCCCUUCAAUUUGACCCUAGCCUAUCAGAUCUCAUCAGGACUGUCUUUCAUAGUCUUCCUCUAUGGCCUGGUCAGGCUGCUUCCCACUCAGGGGGAGGUGAUCAAAGACCUAGCCACUGAGUUCAUUUCAGAGACAGCCCCUGCUCCCCUUAUUAGGGUGCCCAUUUGAAGACUGAGCUGCCACAGGUACCUCUGUGUAGGGGGUGUAGGUUAUCUCUAUGAAUGGUCCUUGGUUGGAGUAUCAGUCUCGGAAAACACCACUAGGCCCAGAUAUUUUGUUCCUGUUGGUCUCCUUGUGGAGCUCCAGACCUUUCCAGGUCUUUCUAUCUCUCCCUUCUUUCAUAAGAUUCCCUGCACUCUGCCCAAAGUUUAACUAUGAGUUUCAGCAUCUGCCCUCUGUGGUAGGCUCCUGUCUUGUUCCUUAUUUUUACCUUCUUCCAAUGUCUAUCUUAUUUGCCAUUUUGAGAGAAGAUUGAGCAUCUUACCCACGAUCCUCCUUCUUUCUUAUCUUCUUUAGGUGUACAGAUUUUAGUAUGAUUAUCCUAUAUUAUAUGUCUAGUAUUCACUUAUAAGUGAAUAUACACCAUGUGUGUCUUUUUGCUUCUGGGACAGCUCACUCUUGAUAAUCUUUUCUAGUUCCACCAUUUGCCUGCAAAUUUCAUGAUUUCCUUGUUUUUAAUUGCUGAGUAGUAUUAAGUUGCGUAAAUGUACCACAAUUUCUGUAUCCAUUCCUCAAUUGAAGGACAUCUGGAAUGUUGUCAGAUUCUGGCUAUUACGAAUAAAGCUGCUAUGAGCAUGGUUGAACAAAUAUCCUUGUUGUAUACUUGAGAAAAUUUUGGAUAUAUACCUAGGAGUGGUGUAGCUGGAUCUUGAAGUAGCACUGUUCCUAAUUGUCUGAGAAAGCAGCAGAUUGAUUUCCAAAGUGGUUAUAGAAGUUUACAUUCCCACCAGCAGUGGAGGAGGGAUCCCCUUUCUCCACAACCUCUCCAGCAUGUGUUGUUAUUUGUGUUUUUGAUCUUAGCCAUUCGUUUUGAUUUGCAUCUCCCUGAUGACUAAGGACGUUGAGCAUUUCUUUAAGUGUUUCUCUGCCAUUCAAUAUUCCUCUAUUGAGAAAUCUCUGUUUAGCUCCAAACCCCAUUUUUUAAUUGGAUUACUUGAUUUGUUGCUGUUUAAGGUCUUUUAGGAUUCACUAGGAGUUUGACUCACUUGGACUGUUAGUGGCCAGGCAGAGGCUUAUGGUGACUAUUUUUGUUCUCUGAAAAUCGAAAAGAUUAUAGGUUAUUGGAAUAUUCAUAUAAAAGGAGAGAAAGCCAAUUUCUGGAAUGUAAUAGUAGCUGUCAGUGGCUCAAGUACACCUAUGGAUAUUUUAAAGGGCACAAAACAUCUCUUUUGUUUCUGCUCCCCAUUACCUUAAUUCUGCCCUUGGCUCUAUCCUAAAGUGUGAAUUGGAUACCAACUUCAUGAUUUUGUUCUCCCACAUCCUUACUGCUCUUUCUUAACAUAUCCACUUUCUCAUGGAUGUGAACAAUUUGAAUGAAUAGAAUGAUCUGAAAGAUAAGUGACUAUAGAAUUGCAACCAGGAAAGCUUUCUUAACAGUGUUAAAUAUACAUUUAAAAAGUCAUGGAUGGGAGACAUGGCAUAGAGGUUAAAAGCAUAUAUUUCUCUCAUUGAGCAUCUCUAGUCAAUUCCUAGCAUCCACAUCAGGCAGUUUACAAUUGCUUGAAACUCCACAUCCAGGAGAUCUAUCCCUUCAUCUGGCCUCUAUAUAUGACAUGCUAUAUCUUAUGAAAAAUAGCCAAAAGCAAUGGCUAAUAUUAACUGAGCUUGUAAGUCAGGUUUACAUGAUGUAAUUUAUAUAUGCUACAUAGGUACAAGCUCACAAGGGAUAUUUUACAAAAAGAAGUAACGUGUUUCCAGGACCUACAUUAUGUUGUCAUGAUAAUUCAGAUCUAGUAUGGUAAAUGCAAUAUUUAAAUUGCUUCAGAUGUGCUUUAGUGAAGGUCUUGCUUUAUAAUGUAUAUGUGUAGCAUUUAUUAAAUAAAAUACAGAUAUUAGAAUGUAGUUAUGUACAUAUAUAUGUAGGUAUACAUUUUUUAUACAAGAACAUACAUGUAUAAAACAUGUACACAUAAGAAGAUACAUAGAUAUUGAUAAGCCCAUGUUAUUCUUUUGUUCAAAUUUUAAAAUGUUUAUCAUUCUUUGACACUUUUACCAUGUAUGUAAUGUAUUUUGAUAAUUUUCUAAGUCCUGUUACCAUCUUCCAACAGCAUCAACUCACAAAGAACCUGUUUUUCUUUCUAACAAGUUCCUCUCAAUUUCAUGACCUGAAUUUGUGUGCUUUGCAAGAACAGUCUGUGCUCUAAAAGUAUGGGCCAUCUCUUUCUCUCUGUCCUUGUGACUGACCAUAAUAAUUGUACAUAUUUAUGCACCACACCAUGACUUUCCAUGUUUAUACUGUGCCUCAAAUCUGAGACACUUUUGUCAAUAGUUGGAGUUAGCUAAUGGACAGAAAUAGAGUACUGAAAAAGACACUUAGAAAAGAAGCCAAAGAAAUAACAUCCAUACACAGCUAUUCAGGGCGAGGAAAGGAAUAGUCAGGUAACUUUUGAUCACUUUAGUCAUUUCACU
Molecule: messenger RNA, 8081 nt
Organism: Meriones unguiculatus (Mongolian gerbil)
Lineage: Eukaryota; Metazoa; Chordata; Mammalia; Rodentia; Muridae
Gene: Gabra4
Product: gamma-aminobutyric acid type A receptor subunit alpha4
Exons: 9
Coding region: 221-1366 (381 amino acids)
Biological process (GO): nervous system process; regulation of postsynaptic membrane potential; monoatomic ion transmembrane transport
Cellular component (GO): GABA-A receptor complex; synapse; postsynapse
Molecular function (GO): inhibitory extracellular ligand-gated monoatomic ion channel activity; GABA-gated chloride ion channel activity; transmitter-gated monoatomic ion channel activity involved in regulation of postsynaptic membrane potential
Source: RefSeq, a predicted model, not a curated record